This is a messenger RNA of Cephus cinctus (wheat stem sawfly), 584 nucleotides long. RefSeq names its product 60S ribosomal protein L35a (gene RpL35A). Gene Ontology annotation, cellular component: cytosolic large ribosomal subunit; ribosome. The coding region runs from base 100 to 537 and encodes 145 amino acids. Gene Ontology annotation, biological process: cytoplasmic translation; ribosomal large subunit biogenesis. The record is from RefSeq and is a predicted model, not a curated record. Lineage: Eukaryota; Metazoa; Arthropoda; Insecta; Hymenoptera; Cephidae. The transcript is spliced from 4 exons. Gene Ontology annotation, molecular function: structural constituent of ribosome.
UACACAUCCGGUACGUCCUGUGCCUGUCUAGUCUCAUAUUUUAUAUCAAAAAUUGAAAAAACUACAAGUCACAGAUCAUUAAUAUAAUUAUUAAACGAGAUGGCUGACGUAGCAGCACCUAAGCCUAAAACAAAGGCACCCAAGAAGCCUAAAGAGAAACCAGCAGAGCCUGUUCCUCUUAAGAAGAGGCCCUUCAAGAGGCAUGGACGUCUUUACGCCAAAGCCAUCUUCACUGGAUACAAGCGUGGCCUUCGUAACCAGCACGAGCACACAGCUCUUCUUAAAGUAGAAGGAGCAAGGGAGAAGAGAGAUGCUGAUUUUUAUAUUGGCAAACGAUGCGUUUAUGUCUAUAAGGCAAAGAACAAGACCCCUGUUCCUGGCAAAACCAGCAAGAAGACAAAAGUCAGGGCUAUCUGGGGCAAAGUAACUCGUCCUCAUGGAACAAGUGGUUCUGUCCGUGCCAAGUUCAAGAGGAAUUUACCUGCUAAGGCUAUGGGCCAUCGUAUCAGGAUUAUGCUGUACCCGAGCCGCGUGUAAAACUAUCCCGUACAAUAUAAGAAAAUAAAUGCCAUUUUGGUACCAAA